Abrus precatorius (Indian licorice) is the source of this 2857-nucleotide messenger RNA. RefSeq lists its product as uncharacterized. The record is from RefSeq and is a predicted model, not a curated record. Bases 302 to 2107 code for a protein of 601 amino acids. Lineage: Eukaryota; Viridiplantae; Streptophyta; Magnoliopsida; Fabales; Fabaceae. Gene Ontology annotation, molecular function: DNA binding; protein binding. The transcript is spliced from 8 exons.
AUAUUUAAUGUUUUCUCAUGAGUUUGUAGGGCCCAUCUUUUUCGGUGCUCUGUUUGAUUCCUACCCAUCGUUCAUUUCACCGUUUGCUGUUGAGUGACGAAUGCCUCUCCACUCUGUUCAGAACCACACUACUCACCGCUCCAUUCAGCACUAAAUACCUCUGCUUCUAGAACCUUCGCAACCGUUUCAGUCAACGCCACUCGAUUGACAACAGAGAAAAGCAUGGGAAUAGGGAGAUAUGAAAGGUAGCAUGCAUAAGCAUAGUGAGUAUCAUUGAGUGGAGAAGAUUGAAUUUAGGUUUAUGAUAGAAAGGAUGGAUGAUGAAGCUCGUGGUGAUUCUUUCUGGUUAGGGGAAAUUAAUGGGAAGGUUCAAACCCCCACGAGAAAGAAAAGGAAAUACAGAACAAAGAAGAAGGAAUAUGAUGGGUGGGGAUCGGUUUCACUUAUUCAGUUUCUUAAAUCGAUUGGUAGAGAUACAAGCACCAUGACAGAUCAAAGUGAGGUUGCCAAAAUUAUAAAUGAUUAUGUUAAGCAGAAUGAUCUUUUUCAUCCUACGAAAAAGAAACGAAUUGUGUGUGAUGAGAGACUUCAUUUGCUGUUUGGAAGGAAGACCAUUAGCCGGUUGAAAAUCAAUGACUUGCUCGAGUCACACUUUGCGGAGAAUUGUGAAGAAUCUUCUGAUGAUAUGUUGUUUGACAACUUUGACUCGGAUGAAGAUGAGAAUGCCUUGGCAACUUGUGAGACCCCCAGAACAGCAACUCUGGAGAGAAAGAGUCAACCAAGGAAAACGGUUAUUAAAAAACCAACGAGCUGUUUUGCUGCCAUCGUUCCUUCCAACAUCAAGCUUGUUUAUCUGAAGAGGAGUCUAGUUGAGGAACUUUUGAAAGACCCUGAAAGUUUUGAGACUAAAGUAGUGGGAAGCUUCAUAAGAAUCAGAUGCGAUCCCAAUGAUUACCUUCAGAAAAACUCACACCAGCUUUUGCAAGUCACAGGUAUAAAGAAGAGCUCUGAAGCAAAUGGGGAAAUUCACUUUCAAGCUUCUGGUUUCAUUAAAGACAUCAGGAUUCAAAUGCUUUCAGACGACAAUUUCUCUGAGGAGGAGUGUGAGUAUUUGCAUCAGAGAGUAAAAGAUGGCAUGCUCAAGAGACCAAUGAUCGUGGACAUAGAGAAGAUGGUAAUAGUAUUGCAUGAGGAUAUGACUAAGCAUUGGCUCACAAGAGAAUUCACGCUGUUACAAAACCUUAUUGAUCGAGCAAAUGAAAAGGGUUGGCGUAGAGAACUAGAUGAGUACCUACGGAGAAGGGAGAAGCUUCAGAGUCCAGAAGAACAGGAACGGUUAUUGCGUGAAAUUCCUGAAGUCAUUGCAGAAGAUGAAGAUGAAGAAUCUACAACACCGGAUGUUCAAGAUAAAAAGGUAGAAAACAAUAUACUGGAGUUUUGGCAGGCUACCUGUACAAAAACAUCUGUUAUGACUGAGGUCCCAAAAGCAAUUGCAAAUGAUUUGGCAUGCAAGGCUACAAAACUGGAUAUUACCGCUGAUGCAGUAAAACAAGAAAGCAAUUCACCAAAGUCAAUUCUCAGCCUCAGUAGAGUAUCAGAAGUUCCUCUUUUCAAUAUGACAAAAAAUAGCUCUAUGUUGAAUUGCAUCUCUGGUGACACUGUUGCAGAGCAUCAAUCAUCUUGCUUAUCUGUUCAGCAGCAGCCAGAGCCACAAACAUACUUUGCAUGUAAGAAUGAUGACAUAUCUAAGCCAGGCGAAUCAAACGAAGCUAAGAUCUCUCAAGGACUGCCUGACAAUCAGAUACAGCCAUCUCAGAUUCAGGUUAUAGACCUAAGCGAUGAUGAUGACAAUGACGAGGAUAAAGAAAAACCAAUUACUUCAAAACAGGUUCCUGCUGAGCAGUUGGAUUCCUUGAUGUGGCAUUACAGAGAUCCACAGGGAAAUGUACAAGGACCAUUUUCCUUAUCUUCUCUAAAACGGUGGAGUGAUGCUGGUUACUUCACUCCAGAUUUCAAGGUCUGGAAGUUAGGUCAAAGCCAGGUUGAAGGUGUAUUUUUGGUGGAUAUACUACCCCAAUUUUUCCCCAUUCGAUCAAAUUGCAAAUGAUGCCUUACAAAUCGAGGUGAAUAAUUCUGCUAGAUUCUUAGGCAACCGCCAACCUACAACUUGUAACUGUAACUAGGAGCUCAUGAUCUCUAAUUGAAUCAUUUGUCCUCCCUCUUUUGUCUACCUCUUUAUCUUGUUAAGAUGAACUGUUAAUAUUGUAUCAUUCAUGCAUGAUCCAUCCAAAUUUUAGAUUGUUUGGAGAAAAGUUGUGCUGUGUUACAAUGCUCCAAAUAAGGUUGUUAUGGUUGUCCAAGCGGGAGAUUGUGCGGGCUAUAGUGAAAAGAUAAAUACAAACACUUUUUUGUACACUUUGUAAUUAGUCCUUUUUUUAAAAUGUCAAAGCACUUGGCUCAUAAAUUUUUGACAUUUUACAGAAAAGAACAAUCGCAAAAAGUGAUGAAAAAUGUACUCAAAAGGAUUGUUUGCAUUCCCCAAUAGUGAAAAUAUCAACUUGGCAAGGAGGUUGAUUCAGUAGACAUGGCUCUACAACACUUGGAGAGCAUUGUCAAUAAGCAGACACGAGAUGUUCUCAAGCUUUGGAUUACAUACAACCUGGUACCAAUAUGUAAAUUUACAACAAUUGUUCCCAACACCGCUUUAGGAUUCUUGCUCCCUCCUUGUGUGGUUGAUACAAGCUGCUCCCUGUUGGAUAGGGAAGAUUAGGGAUGGGGAUGGGGUACCUAAAAUGGGAUUUUCAAUCUUAGUGCAUGUUUGGGAAUUUUUUGUUUUUUAUAAAUAAUUGUUUAUUUU